Molecule: messenger RNA, 1073 nt
Organism: Cheilinus undulatus (humphead wrasse)
Lineage: Eukaryota; Metazoa; Chordata; Actinopteri; Labriformes; Labridae
Product: PTB domain-containing engulfment adapter protein 1-like
Exons: 7
Coding region: 117-644 (175 amino acids)
Source: RefSeq, a predicted model, not a curated record
GAAGAGACAAGAGUCACUGAUUAACUCCAAUAGACUUUACACUCCAGCAUUUGUAAAGCAAUAGGAAUCUGUUUCACUCCUUGACAAGAGUUUAGUCUGGACCCAGACGAGAAACAAUGAGCGACACUUCAGAAGACGACAAUGAGGUCUCCUUUCAGCUAAAGUUUCUUGGCAGAGUUGAGGUGGUCCGCCCUGGUGGGUUACAGGUCCUGGAUGAAGCGAUUCAAAGCCUAAAGACUUCUGAUAAAAACAACCCAGAAAAGGUUGCAAAGAAGAGUAAAGUCCAUCUAUUCCUGUCAAUGAGUGGAGUAGACAUUUUGGAAAACAAAACCAAGUUUCUGCUGUACACAUGCCCUCUGUCCAGUGUUUCCUUCUGUGCUGUGAUCCCAUCCUCACCCAAAGUCUUUGGCUUUGUGGCUCAGCACCCUGCAACAGACAUGUACCACUGUUAUCUGUUCCAGAGCAGGAAGUUUUCUCAUGUGCUGGUGUCACUGAUCGGGGACGCCUUCAGAGCUUCAAAAAGUGAGACGAACACCAGAGGAGCACGGGACCUGAAAGUGGAAGCACUCAGACAUAAGAAUAAAAUGCUUCAGAGAGAGAAUGAGGAGCUGAGGAGGAGGCUUGCAGCUCAGACUGAUGCUUAAUGUAAAAUAAGCUGUAGCACUUGAAACCAUGUACAUGCACCAAAAAUAUGUGACACAUGAAACUUGUUUGCAAAUCAUUUUCUCUGUUUUUGAUUUGAAUUUAAGGUGGUUUUCAGGAAAUCCUCAAACAGAGUUAAGGGCCACAGUUGAAGAAAAUAAAAAUUGGAAAUCAGGACAUAAAUAAAGGUUAAGUUGAUGAGGAAAAGGGAAUUAUGAUUUUUUUUUUUUAUGUCUUUUGUUUUCAUUGUAGCCAACAUAUUGUGUCUUUAAUGUUGAGUCCAUUUUAGUCUGGCUCCUUGACAGUGGAGAAUUUCAUUCUACUCUCUUUCUUGAGAAUUACCCUGGUGCAUUCAAAUGCUACUUAUAGUGUUGGAAACAUUUUGUGAUUUUUGUCCAUGCUUGAUGAACCAAUAAAGGUUGGAAAUUUUA